Molecule: messenger RNA, 5676 nt
Organism: Phymastichus coffea
Lineage: Eukaryota; Metazoa; Arthropoda; Insecta; Hymenoptera; Eulophidae
Gene: Vha55
Product: V-type proton ATPase subunit B
Exons: 5
Coding region: 157-1644 (495 amino acids)
Biological process (GO): proton transmembrane transport; ATP metabolic process
Cellular component (GO): proton-transporting V-type ATPase, V1 domain
Molecular function (GO): proton-transporting ATPase activity, rotational mechanism; ATP binding
Source: RefSeq, a predicted model, not a curated record
GCGCAGUCCGCCUUCUGCUACGCAUCUCUCCACAGCUUGGCAGCAGCAACAGCGAAUUAAGUGAACGACGGCAGUAAAGCUAAAGUUUUAGGCUUCGUGAAAAGUUUGUUGUAGUUUAUACAAAAAGCAUUAAGAGAUUACAAUCCAACGAGAAAGAUGUACUCGAAAACGAUUGGGGCUCAACAAGCCCAAAAGGAGCAUGUACUCGCGGUCUCUCGCGAUUUUAUCGCCCAGCCCCGACUUACUUACAAAACAGUAUCUGGUGUAAAUGGACCUUUAGUCAUCUUGGAUGAAGUGAAGUUUCCCAAGUUUGCUGAAAUUGUCCAGCUAAGACUUGCAGAUGGCUCAGUACGAUCGGGUCAAGUCCUGGAAGUAUCAGGUUCGAAAGCUGUUGUCCAAGUGUUUGAGGGUACCUCAGGCAUUGAUGCAAAAAAUACCCAUUGUGAAUUCACUGGUGACAUUCUUCGUACACCUGUAUCCGAGGACAUGUUGGGUCGUGUUUUCAAUGGUUCUGGAAAACCCAUUGACAAGGGACCUCCAAUCUUGGCAGAGGAUUUCCUUGAUAUCCAGGGUCAACCCAUCAAUCCAUGGUCACGUAUUUAUCCAGAGGAAAUGAUUCAGACUGGUAUUUCUGCUAUUGAUGUGAUGAACUCCAUUGCUAGAGGACAGAAAAUUCCUAUUUUCUCGGCUGCUGGUCUGCCUCAUAAUGAAAUUGCCGCUCAAAUCUGUCGACAAGCCGGUUUGGUCAAAGUACCUGGAAAGUCUGUUUUGGAUUCGCAUGAGGACAACUUUGCCAUUGUAUUCGCUGCUAUGGGUGUUAACAUGGAAACUGCACGUUUCUUCAAGCAGGACUUUGAAGAGAAUGGUUCCAUGGAGAAUGUCUGUCUCUUCUUGAACUUAGCUAACGAUCCAACGAUUGAACGUAUUAUUACUCCACGUCUCGCUCUUACCGCUGCUGAAUUCUUGGCCUACCAAUGUGAAAAACACGUACUUGUCAUCCUUACGGAUAUGUCUUCCUAUGCUGAGGCUCUCCGUGAGGUCUCAGCUGCCCGUGAAGAAGUACCCGGACGUCGUGGUUUCCCUGGUUACAUGUACACCGAUUUGGCAACCAUCUACGAACGUGCCGGACGUGUCGAGGGUAGAAACGGCUCAAUCACACAGAUUCCUAUCCUCACUAUGCCUAACGACGAUAUAACUCACCCUAUUCCUGAUUUAACUGGUUACAUUACCGAGGGACAAAUCUACGUCGAUCGUCAGCUUCACAACAGACAGAUUUACCCACCAGUCAACGUAUUACCUUCGCUCUCGCGUUUAAUGAAGUCUGCUAUUGGCGAAGGUAUGACUAGGAAAGAUCAUUCAGAUGUGUCUAACCAGCUGUAUGCCUGUUACGCUAUUGGUAAAGAUGUGCAAGCUAUGAAAGCAGUAGUAGGUGAAGAGGCAUUAACGCCUGAUGAUCUGCUGUACCUCGAGUUCCUUUCCAAAUUCGAGAAGAAUUUUAUCUCUCAGGGUUCGUACGAGAACCGUACGGUCUUCGAGUCACUAGACAUCGGUUGGCAAUUGCUUCGUAUCUUCCCCAAAGAGAUGCUUAAACGAAUUCCAGCCAGUACUCUUGCUGAGUUCUAUCCUAGGGAUUCGCGUCACUAAACAACUCUACCAUCAUCAUUGCCCAGCAUCUUCGUAAUAUUCUUUUUUCUAAAAAAAAUAAAUAAUUGAAACGAAGCCUAACGCGCUAUUAAAUGUUAUGAAAGAAGUGCACAUGGAUGAAAAUAAUAUCCCUUGUGGAAAUUUGCAUGAAAAUGAGCAAUACUAUAUAUUUUUCGUCCAGUCUUAUUACCUUCCGUAUGGGUUAAUCUAUUGGGGCGGCUACUUUUGAAAUCAGUAUUUCAUAUUUAGUAAUUGCAAGCUAACUCCUACCUAAAGUAAAAUAGGCUUAUUUAUCAUUUACUAAAUAGAUUUUGUUAUUAUGGAGCAGAAUUUUAUUCUCAGUAUAUAGUUUUAAAAACAGUAAAUUUCUACUAGGGCAAAUAAAAAAAACUAAGAUUUAAUGAAAGUGUAAUAAAGAGCGCAGGUCUCUGAAUGUUAAAUCGUCAUGUUUUUUAACCAGAAUAUUUUCUGGGACGCCUGUGUGUAGCUUUUGAAAACGUACGUGUUAUGUUUUAUUCUUAGAAUCAUUGAAAUCAGCAAAUAAAGAAAGCUCAACAAUUAAUCGAUGAAAUCAUUUACAUUGAUAACAAAAAAAACGCACCAAGCUAGGAAUUCGUUGGCAAUUCAUAUCGUAAGUGAUAGUAAAAAAAAGAAAUAAAACAUUUACGUUUGUGCGUAAAAAAAUCAAAGAGUUACACGAGAUAUUUUUAGAAGACGACGCCAAGGCCAAGUGUUCAAAAAAUUACCAUCCAAUUUGAGUAAAUGCUUCGUGAAAUAUCUCUUCGUGCUCUUUGCAUUGGGGUACACGUGGACGUGGGCACUUGUUCACUGUUCUUUUAUGUAGUAUUAUCAAUGUUGGUUCUCUUUUUUUCCGAAGCAUUUUCAAAAUGUGACAUGCAUAUGCGUAUAUUGCAUUGUCUUGGUCUCCCUUCAAAUACGAAAAUAUGUCAUAAUAAACGAGAGAUAAAUUGCCCAUGUCUGACUGUGAAAUUAUUAAUGUAUCAGUCAGUAUUACAGUAUGAAGGAAAAAUCAAGUACAUCCAACUUUUAAGAUUUUCGACACGUUACGUUGUUUGCCCUACAUUCCAAAAGCAAAAAAAAUUAAUGCUGACUAAAAAAAAACUUUGUUUAGGAGGACACAACACAUUGUACAGUCCUUAGAUAUACUCGAAUACUACGUAUAUAGAAACACUCAAGACACAAUAAGAAAAAAGAAAUUUUCUAUGAAUUGUAAAUGUUAAACUAAUUGUAAAUCUAUGAUGAAAUUGAUGAAAUUCUAAUCGAUUGUACGUAAGUUUACAAUGUGUCGAUAUAGCAUCAUUUGAAAGGAUUGAGUCAUUCGUACUAUAAUUCACCUUAUUACCUAAACAACGAUUAGGAACGAAUCAACGUGGCUAACUAUUAUCCAUUUUUUUUUGGAAGGUUAACAAUUUUUUCUCGUCGUUGAAUUAUUAAGAAAUGUGAAUGUAAUAUAUCUGUAUAAAAAAACAAAGAAAUUAAAGAAUCUACUACUUGUUUCCUUCUUAGUCGUAAUAUUCCUCAGAACUUCUUUAACACACGUUUUAGUGUAUAAAAACAAAUUGAUUGUUGCGCCAUUGUUGCUAUUAUAAAAUAAUUGUUUUCUCUGUUAUUAUACCACCGGAGAACACUAUAAUUACCAAAAACUGUCACUGCUAAAAAUACAUGCUAUCUUGAACAAAGAAAAAAAUUAAUAAAAAGCUUCAAUAAAGUAACAAAGGGAUUAUACGAUUGUAACGUGCUGAUUUCUGUCAUGAAUUUUUUGACGCUACCAUUAAAAUUCUUUUUGAAGAUUAUAUUAUGAUAUGAUCUUCCUCAGUUUUUACUUAAGAAAUGCUUGAUUUUAUUCCGUUAUUUUUGUAUAAUUUUAAGGCGUAGCAAUAUUAUGUUGAUAAAAUGAAUAAAAAACUGUAUUGUGCAUAGAAAAAAGUGAUUGUUCGAUUUGAAAUAAAAUGAAAUAAUAUUUUAUUCCAUUUUUUUUAUCUUUCUUAAUUCCAAAGCGUUGACUAUUUUAAAAAUAUUAUUUUGUUGUAAAAAAGAUAAUUCAAAAACUUUCGAAUAAUAAACUUGCAAAGUGCAAUCACAUAGAAUGAUAAAAUAUUAUCACGAUGCACAUCGAGGUAUUGCGUUACCAUCAUAAAAUGACUUCAAACAAUCAAACAAACUAAUUAAUAUAGUUUUAAGUCUAUCUAUGUUAGACACAUGAGGAUUCUAUUCGAUAAUAUUUUUUUUUUGUUUACAAUUAUAAUCGUGGUUAUCUUAAAAUCCAAUUAAAUUAUAGUUUAUUUAAAAUAGGAAUGAUUUGACAAGAUUUGCGUUACGUAUAUGAAAAAUUUUAUGAAGUUAGGUAGAAAAUAUUUUCUUUUCAAUUUUGAUUACGUUCAACUGAAUUAAUUUGCAAGACACUAAAUGUAUGUGAAAUAUAUGUGAAAAUGUAACUUCUUUAUGUUCUUUAUAUUUUACAUCUUCAAAAAUUAUUAUUAGGCAUUGAUUCGAAUUUCAACAGCUAAUACCUAUAUUAUGUUUUUCAAGUAUUAUCACCGAAGAUAUAUUGGAAAGUUAUCAGAAUUUGAUAUAUUUUACCAUUACCACUACAAAUUGAGGAAAAAAUUUAUUGGUUGCGUUUGGCUUCUAUCUUACAAAGUAGUUAUUACUGUAAAGAUGUGAAAGAAAAAUGUAUGUGUGUGUUUGUAUUUAUCGGCUGGUCUUCACUCUGUUAGGAGCGAUUCGGACUGUCGUUAUAGAUGCUGCAAUCAUUCGGUCAUGUACUAGAUUUUAAGGAUGAGCUCCAGCGUUGGUGGCCAGAAAAUAACGUUCGAAACUUUAAUUUAAUAACAAAAAUGAUAAACUUGUUAACAUUAAUACGUUUUAUAAUUUUAUAAUUAUGUCAUUAAGCUGACAUUAUAGUCACGAACAAUUUAAUUUUCGACGAAAAAAAAAAUAUAUUAGUCUAUUUGGUUACUGCAUUUUGAAAAAAAUGACUCAGUACCUUUAUUACACGUCGGAUUAUAUGAAACAGGCGUACCUCAAUUGUUAUAAAACGAAAAAAACAGUUCCAUUUAGCAUUUGUUUUUUAUUAGAAUAACACUCAAAAGUAUGUACAUACUUUAAUACAUUUUGCUGCAUACUUGUUUAUUAGAUUAAAUGUUUUCGAUCCAUUAUCGUUGAGGAGUAAAUAUUUUUUUAAACGGAUGGAGGUGUACAAUUCUUGAAGAGAUUUUUUAACAAAAGAUCAAGGAGAAUAAAAACAUAAGGACAGUGCAGGUAAUGAUUAAUCAGAUUUGUUUUCAAGAUAAUUUAUUUUUAUAAAGGGAAAGUCAAUCUUGAAUCACUUAUAAUAUACUUAUGCAGAAGUUGUAUUGUACAAUAUCAAUAUUUAUGUCAAUAAAAAUAAAAAUCAAGGUUAGUUUAAACCAUAAUAAUUUAACAAUACUCAACUGUUUCUUACUUGAUGGCUUCUGGCAUGAACGGUAUAGCCCAAUGUUUAUUUCAAGAACGGGCUAUCCUAUCAAACAUUCCAAAAGACACGUUACGUUCAUUGCAUAACUAUUAUCAUGUAUAAUGUUUCAAUUCGAAUGUAAUAACAAUACGUAAUUAAAAGUUGUAUGAAAUAUAUUCAGUAUCUUCCCGUACUUACGUUAAUAUAGCUUCUACAAUUGUUCAUUCUGGGAAUAGAGUAUCAGUAAUUUGGUCUAAAAAUAGAUAUGUACAGUAGAUCGCAAUACUCUCAUCAUACGAUUGUUUUAAAAAGUUUAAAGUACUAUGCAUCGUUUGAAUUUUCCAAAUAAAAAAAUCAAUCUAUGCAAAAAGAAAAGUUGGUGGUAAUCACAACAGUAGAAUAAACAAUGGUUCAAGUGCAGUCUUAUAGACUAGGCAGUAUAACAAGCACGACGAUCCAGCGUUCGAUCGGGUAGUUGUGCUAGUCACGCUCUUUACUUGCAUUCCAGGGCCAAGCAGAUUGAACUUGUGUUUUUUUGCGAACUUUCAGAAUCUGAACGCUUAUUGUAUAACAAA